This is a messenger RNA of Girardinichthys multiradiatus, 1477 nucleotides long. It is a transcript of the gene cpb2, whose product is annotated as carboxypeptidase B2 (plasma). Gene Ontology annotation, molecular function: metallocarboxypeptidase activity; zinc ion binding. The record is from RefSeq and is a predicted model, not a curated record. The transcript has 11 exons. NCBI's taxonomy places the organism in Eukaryota, Metazoa, Chordata, Actinopteri, Cyprinodontiformes, Goodeidae. Gene Ontology annotation, biological process: proteolysis; fibrinolysis. The coding region runs from base 50 to 1348 and encodes 432 amino acids.
CCUCCACACUUUGGACCAUUUGGACAUUUUCAGUUUGGAGUGUGACAUCAUGACUACUCUUUGGGUGUUGUUUAUUUUCUUAAAUUUUGACUUGCUUCUGAAAGCAGGACACUGCACGGAAUCCGGUGGUCAAGUUUUAUCAAUAACCCCUAACACUCAAGAACAAGUGGAGAUUUUGAAGAAUGUGUCCACACAGUACCAGACAGUUUUAUGGAAGCCUGUUUCACCUCACAAUAUCAAAGAGUUAACUCAAGUCCACCUCUACGUUCCUGCAAAGAGCUCCGAGACAGUCAGGAACCUACUGCAGAGGCAGAACAUUGACCAUGAAGUGAUGCUGCCCAAUGCUGAUGUGAUUAUUGAAAUGCAGAUGAGGAAUGACUCCACUGACCCAAGAAGUGGGUCGACAUUUUACCAUAGAUACCACACUUUGGAGGAUAUCUAUGACUGGAUUAACAGAACAGUCCAUGAGAACCCUAACACGGUUAAAGCUAUUCUUGUUGGCUCCUCAUAUGAGAAGAGGCCGCUUUAUGCUCUAAAGCUGUCUCUAAAUAACAGGCCAAACAAGAAAGCCAUGUGGAUCGACUGUGGCAUCCAUGCCAGAGAGUGGAUCUCUCCUGCUUUCUGCUUGAUGUUUGUCCACUACUCACUGUCAUUUUACAACCAGAAUCCAGAUAUCACUCAGAUCCUGGACAACAUGGAUGUCUAUGUCAUGCCUGUCAUGAACCCCGAUGGAUACAAGUACACCUGGACAAAAAACAGAAUGUGGAGGAAGAACCGUUCCUCCAAAAAGAAUACGUCAUGCAUUGGAGUCGACCUGAACAGAAACUUUGAUGCCAACUGGUGCACAAUAGGAGCCUCUCCUGAUCCCUGCGAGGAAAUCUACUGCGGUGCCUUCCCUGAGUCAGAGCCAGAGUCCCUGGCAGUUGCCAACUUUCUGCGCAGCCACAAGGACUCCAUUCAGAUCUACUUGAGCAUCCACUCCUACUCUCAGAUGCUCAUCAUCCCAUAUUCCUGCUCCAUGGAUGAAGCUGAUAAUCACAGUGACCUGUAUGAGAUGGUCAAACAAGCUGCAGAGAACAUAAGAAGAUAUUAUAGGAGUGUCUACACAUAUGGACCUGGAGCAAAGACAAUUUACCUGGCCCCUGGUGGCUCUGAUGACUGGGCGUAUAAUAUCGGCAUUAAAUACUCCUUCACAUUUGAGCUCCAGGACCGUGGCCACUACGGCUUCCUGCUGCCGCCUUCCCAUAUUCAGGGCGCCUGCAAUGAAGCUCUAAUUGCAGUUAAGACCAUUGCUCUGAAGGUCAUAGAGAAAACCCAAACUGAAACGGGUCCUCGUGAAACUGUCUGAGAGGGUUGGAUAUGCAGAUUUAGCUAUGAAGUUAAAUGUUUUUAGUUAAAAACUGAUGCACAAUAAUGGACAAAAAAUUAUACAAUCACAAGUACUUCAAAAACAAAUAAAUAAAUGUAAGUCAUUGAA